Messenger RNA from Suillus bovinus, 1942 nucleotides. RefSeq lists its product as uncharacterized. The record is from RefSeq and is a predicted model, not a curated record. The coding region runs from base 63 to 1619 and encodes 518 amino acids. The transcript has 2 exons. Gene Ontology annotation, molecular function: nucleosome binding; histone binding. Lineage: Eukaryota; Fungi; Basidiomycota; Agaricomycetes; Boletales; Suillaceae.
CUGGAAUCUGCGUAGUAGCUUCGUGACUUUGUGGUACAUCCCAGCUGGCUAAGGAUUCCACGAUGAGUUCGAGCACCCCAUACUUGGAUGCAUUGUCCACACACUUUCCAGCGGAAUGUUCAUCCAUCAUAGACUCGUUGAGUUCCGAGCAAGCCCGCUCUGCUGUGGAUAUGCUGCUUGCAUUUGCAUCUGGUGGUGAAUGUCCCACAGACAUGUCGGCCCUCGGCCAACUAGGAUGGGCACGAGAUCAACCUGCCGCCAUGAGGGCGAUUCAAGACUUGGCUGUGCAGAAAGGUACAAAACGCGGGCGAGCAGCCAGCACUGAUGAAGAAGGCGGCGGGUCAAAUUCUAAGCGCCAAAAAACUACUGAUGUACUUGAGGACGAUCGGCCCAUUUUUACACUUCCUUCGAUAUCUACAACCUCGCCUGUUCGAAAGAAAGUUGACAUCACAAUUCACGAGAAAACGAUACGCUUUGUAAAUCCUUCAUCUCGUGCAGUGGAAGCUUCGAUACCUCUCUCUAGUAUUUUACGAGCAUUCUUGGUACCAACGCGUGGAAAAGCAAAGCAGCACUGGACAGUUGUCAUGCUUUCCAGCGAUGUACCUGAAAAGGGUAAGGCCACAACUUCUAACCCACACCAAAUAAUAUUUGGACUUGACGCUAUAAGCGCCUCUAAAUUCGAUACUACCUCCUACUCCGACUCCUCCACUCCAUCUACGUCAACGGUUGCAAAAGGAGAAGAGACCCUCUUCGUCCUACGCGAGUUUCUGACGCAUCUUCCUAUUUCUCUUCUCGAGGCCUCAGCGACUAUAUUUCGUAGCGCGUGUGCCACUCCUAAAUCAGGACACUGUGCAGCGGGUGUCGAUGCCUAUUUUGCCGCCAAACCUGGAACUCUUUGGUUUUUCGAUUCAGGAAUUCUCUGGGGAGAGAGCAAACCAUGCGAGUUCUGGGCCGUUAGUGAUCUCAUCCCAAAGGAUGGUGUUCGCUUGAUCAGUGCCACGGGCCGCACGUGUUCUGUCAUCCUAGGGAGAAAGAUAUCGCCGUCUGCUGAAGACCACAACAGCAAAGAAGGAGACAAAGAGGAUGUAGAGGGAGACAUUAUCGAGACGGAGUUCUCUAUGGUGGACGGUCGAGAGCAAGACCCCAUCAAUGCAUGGGCGAGGCAGCGGAAACACCUAUUUGGCAAAGGUUCUGCUUCAUCUCCCUCCAAAGCCACAAGUGGUAAGAAGGCAGCGGCUGUGGAGGAACCACCUAUUGGCGGUAACACUGCUACCAACGGUCCCGCGUGGGAUGACUCGGACUCGGAUGACGACGACUACGAGAUUGCAUCGUCGGAAGAUAUUGAUAAUAGCAGCUCCUCAGAUUCAGAAGUGAGCGACAUCGGGAGUGGUAGCCAACCUGAUGACGGUUCGGAUGAGGAAGAGAACCGUGGAAGCGAUGCCAACGUCGAAGAAAGUGGGGAGGAAUCUGAAGAAGAACUCCAAGAAGCACAUCAUCCUCUCUUGCGGCCGGGCGCUAUGCCUAAGAUGUCUAGAGCGACCAUCAAUGCAGUCGUAGACAUGGUAAAUGAGGAUAUGAUGGAGGGCAGCGAAGAAGAAGAUGAGCUCGACGAUUCAUAGCUAGAAGGCACACAUCAAUUGGUUAGAAUUAAGGAACGGAUCCCAUUUAUGACUUCAUGCAUUGGCCAAACUGACGAAAUAUUGGUCCAAGACACGAUUUAACAGUAGUACUACAAGCGCGUGCUAUAUUGGACACAACAAAGAUGGAUGGAACACGAAACGAAAAUAUCGUUUCCCUCUUAUAUAUAGUGAUAUGAGGCAGUGGCUGUGACGAUGUGUCAUGUUCAUGCAAAGCUGGGGGUACAUAUGCAUAAUCGUACUAUCUUCGCCCCUAUAGUGAUUUACCUAAGAGGUUGAAUGACAGCUAUUUUUGAACAUGCGCC